Molecule: messenger RNA, 1377 nt
Organism: Medicago truncatula (barrel medic)
Lineage: Eukaryota; Viridiplantae; Streptophyta; Magnoliopsida; Fabales; Fabaceae
Exons: 2
Coding region: 123-1079 (318 amino acids)
Biological process (GO): double-strand break repair via homologous recombination; meiotic DNA integrity checkpoint signaling; mitotic intra-S DNA damage checkpoint signaling
Cellular component (GO): site of double-strand break; checkpoint clamp complex; nucleolus
Source: RefSeq, a predicted model, not a curated record
AACUACCAAGGUAAAGGGAAGAAAAAAGGGAGCCAAAAAAUUGAGUUUCCCUCUCUCAAAACCCAAAUCAAACGAAUCACAACAUUUUCCUCUCACAAAAUCUCAAUCUCCACCACCACACAAUGAAGUUCAAAGCGUUCAUGACAGAAACCGGCGUAAACCUACUUGAGAAACGUUUCAUCCCAUCCCUAGAAAAAACCGCAAAAACCUGCCAUCUCUACUUCACAAAAACCCACACACUCUUCCUCCACAACCUCCUCAACGGCGACGGAAUCCAAUCCAUCGCACAAUUCACCAACCAACUCCUCUUCGACGAUUUCAAAAUCUCUUCUCAAAACGACGACCGCAUCGCUUUCCUUAUUGAUCUCUCUCUUCUUCUUCGCGCUCUUCGUAGUUCUGUUGCGGUUUGUUCUGAUUAUUCUGCUGUUGUUCCUAAUCGUCUUCAGAUUAAGCUUGUUAAGAAAGUUAAUCAGAAUUGUACUGUUGCGAUGCCGUUUUUGACUUUUGAAACGCGUGGUUUUAAAUCUGCUGUUAUUCAAGAUAUUCCUAUUUCUAAACCUUUGUCUAGGGCUCAGGUUGUUGAACUUCAGAAUGCGCUUGAUAUGGCUCAGGAUAUUCCUCAAACGCUUAUUCAGGUGCCUGAUUUGAAUCAGUUGCUUAACUUAGUGGAUCGGAUGAAACAUGUGGGUGAUGCAGUGAAUGUGUCCAUAAGUAAGUACGGGGAUUUGACAGUGCAGGUUUCAACCACAUUGAUCAGCCUUGGAGCUGAGUUUCGAAAGCUGUUGGUGAUCGGCGAGCAAGCAAAUGCCCCUGCUGAGGAUCAAAAUCUCAGUGCUCAGACGCGGUCCUCAAGGUCAAUUUUGAGAGGAGAUGCUCAAUCGGUGCAGGUGAGUGUGAAGCACUUUGCAAAGAGUCUGCAGUGUCACUUGGCCAAACCAGAUUGUGCUUUCUAUGGGAUUGCUCCCCAGGGCAGUUGUUUGACAGUGAUAUUCCAAUUCUUCAUCCCCGGUACCCGUCAGACUGAUAAAUCAAUCAGCUAUCAUUGCAGGCUUCCUAUUCUUGACCCUGGUACUGGUUAAAAUUCAACACUCUAUCGACCGUGUAAAUUCUGUUUGUGAUGAGCUUAGCAGUUUAUUUGGGGAAAUGUCAAGUUAAUAAACUAACUACUUGGCAUGGUUUUAAAUAGAAAAUAUCAUAUUAGUUUGAUUUGUUUGCUGUACUUAAGGCCACAUUUAUGUUACAUCAGUAUAACUUGUAUGAGUAAGCGAAUGCUACGGUCACAAACUUGGACCACAUUAGAAUUGUUUUUUGGAGGUGAUCGCAGUUUUUAUCGAGUUCGAGUUUGUCAUUCACAUCUCAUGUCAUUUGUCGGCACCA